Messenger RNA from Closterium sp. Naga37s-1, 1434 nucleotides. The record is from the annotation of a GenBank genome assembly. NCBI's taxonomy places the organism in Eukaryota, Viridiplantae, Streptophyta, Zygnematophyceae, Desmidiales, Closteriaceae.
AUGGCACGUCACCGUCUGGUCUCAGGUCUCCCAGCGUCGCUUGCCCCGCUUCCCCGCUCUCCAGCGCCGCCGUGCACUCCUUGCGUCGAGGGUCGGCAGCGCGCUGCCCCUCACUCCUCCUCGUUCCCCCCCACCACGUCUCCCUUCCAGACCCUGCACUUGGACGUCUGGGGCCCCUCCCCGGUCCUUGGCCCACGUCAGGAGCGCUACUUCCUGAUUGUGGUGGACGACUACUCCCGCUACACCACGGUUUUCCCUUUGCGACGGAAGGCCGACGUGCCUACCGUCCUCGAGCCGUGGCUACUAGCGAGGGGUGGCGCCCAGGGCCUGUGUGGGCUCCGUCUACACUCGGAUCGUGGUGGUGAGUUCUCUUCCACUCGACUGGAGACGUUCUGUCAGGGUCGGGGGAUCAUCCAGUCUUACACGUUACCAGCCUCGCCGCAGCAGAACGGGGUAGCCGAGCGUCGCAUCGGCCUGGUCAUGGAGGUUGCCCGGACCUCCAUGUGCCAUGCCGGUGCCCCCCAGUUCUUGUGGCCCCAGGCAGUCCGCUACGCCGCGCACCAGCUGAACCUGUGGCCUAGUGACGCACGGCCACGGGUGACGCCGGUCUCCCUUUGGACAGGUUCUCCGGGCGUAGCAGCUGACUUCCGUGUCUGGGGCUCUCUGGCUCACGUUCGCGCCCCUGGCGCGAACAAGUUGUCUCCGCGCACCCGUGCCUGCGUCUUUCUUGGUUUCCCUUUGGACGCCUCCGGCUGGUUGUUCUACGACCCGGCCACCUACCAGUUCUUCGCUUCUCAGGACGUCACGUUCGACGAGUCUCCCCCCCCCCCUUCGCGUCCUGCCCCGUCAGGUGUGUCGCACGUCACUCCGCAGUCGUCCCCCCCGCAGCGUCCAGUCCGUGUCGUGUUUGAGGGUGCGGGAGGUGCAGUUGCGGAGGGUGAGGGUACUGGGGCUGCAGGAGCUGGUGGUGUCGGCUCUGGGGGUGCAGGGGUUGUGGGUGUGGAGGUCACUCCCGUGGAGGACACGGCAGCCUCGAGCCGGCGGCCUCGCCCCGCGUCACCCCCUGGCUUCCCGUCCGUCCCGCAGUUCCCUCCUCGUUCUUCUCUGCGGCUGGUUUCUGCGGAGCCCGGGGGUGCUACUGCGGGAGGCACUGGAGGCUCCGGGGGUGUCGACGGUGGAGGUGUUGGUUCUGGGGGUGCUGGAGCUGGAGGCACUGGCACUGUGGCGCCUACACCGCGCACUGUACGUUUCCUGACCCGUGAGCAGCGUCUCUUCCAGUUGGAGAGGGAGGAGCGUGCGCGGUUUGAGAGGGCACAGCAGCAGCAGCAGCAGCAGCACGAGAGAGUAGAGGAGGAGUCACAGCCGCAGCAGGAGAGGGUAGAGGAGGAGUCACGGCCGCACCAGGAGAGGGUAGAGCAGGAGUCCCACCCGUAG